AUGUCCAACGAGCAGACUGAAAGUGUUGCCGAGAACGCAGGCCAGCAGCCGCAGCAGCAGCCGCCGCCUCCGCCGCAACAGCAGCAGCAGCCGGGAGAAAUGAAUGGAAAACCUAAGAAUGAUUCCAAUGCAAGCAGGAAGGAGAGACCUCACAAGCGAGGUGGAGGUGGUCGCUACGAGCCCUAUGGAAACGCAAACAAAAGAUACCGUGUUUUUGUCAGCAACAUCCCAUAUGACGUUAAAUGGCAAGCUCUCAAAGACCUGAUGAAAGAAAAAGUGGGUGAGGUAACGUACGUGGAACACUUAAUGGACGCAGAAGGCAAAUCAAGGGGUUGUGCUGUUGUUGAGUUCAGGACUGAAGAACUAAUGAAGAAAGCAGUGGAGAAGGUCAACAAACACAGCUUUAAUGGACGACCACUGAAGGUGAAAGAGGAUCCUGAUGGUGUGAUUGCUCAGAGGGAAAUCAACAAGGCUCAAGGUGGUCCUCCAGGUGGCCAUGGAGGCAUGGGUGGCAUGGGUGGAAUGGGUGGUAUGGGGGGUAUGGACCGCAUGGGGGGAAUGGGUGGUAUGGACCGCAUGGAUCGCAUGGGACCUGGACCUAAUGGGCCUAUGGUCAGUAUUCCUCCAAGUCUGAUGAACAACCCCAACAUCCCAAAUGAAAUCAUCCAUGGCCUCCAGGCUGGAAGGAUUGGCAGCACAGUUUUUGUCGCAAAUCUCGACUACAAGGUGGGAUGGAAAAAGCUGAAGGAGGUGUUUAGCAUGGCAGGCAUGGUGGUCAGAACUGACAUUCUGGAGGACAAGGAUGGCAAAAGCAGAGGAAUGGGAACUGUAACAUUUGAAAUGCCAAUUGAAGCAGUCCAGGCCGUCUCUAUGUUCAAUGGGCAGCUCUUGUUCAACAGAACCAUGCAUGUCAAACUGGAUGAGAAAUCCCUCCCAAAAGAUUUUGGUCCACCAGAAAGGGGAGCUGCUCUUCCACGUGGCCUAAGCGGGGUUGGUUUGGGCCUGGGACCCGGUGGGCAGCCGAUUGAUGCUACGCAGCUCAACAGAGGUGGUGGUGGUGGUGGUAUGGGCAACAUGGGCCCUGGAGGAAUGGAUGGCAUGAACUUCGGAAACAUGGGAGGUCGCAUGGGGGGAGGAAUGGACAACUUUGGUGGAAUGAACAACAUGGAUCGUUUCGGAUCUUCUGGGAUGGGCAGAAUGAAUGACAUGGAUCGUGGGAUUGGUGGUGGUUUUGACAGGGAAUUUGGGCGAAAUGACAUGUCUCGCAAUAAUUUCGGAGACUCCUUUGAAAGAGGAAUGGGAAAUUCCCUGGGUAUGGACCGGAUGAGCUCGGGAAUGGACCGCCUGGGAGGAAGCAUGGAACGCAUGGGAGGGAUGGACCGGAUGGGCAUGGACAGGAUGGAUCGAGUGUCUGAUCUGGACAGGCUUGGCUCUGGGUUCGACCGGAUGGGCUCGGGCAUGGACAGGCUGGGUCCCAGUAUGGACAGGCUUGGACCCGGCCUGGAUCGUAUGAGCUCCAGCAUGGACUGCCUUGGCCCAGCUGGCUUUGAUCGUCUAACUCCAUCUUCUAUGGAUCGCAUGGGUUCCAGCAUGGACUAUGGUUCGCCAGUGGGUAUGGAUCGCAUGGGCAACACUGGGCUUGACAGAAUGGGCAGCAGUUUUGACCGUAUGGGCUCCACUGGAGGACUUGACCGCUUCCCCUCUGGUGGACUCGAUCGAAUGAGCUCUGGCAUGGACCGGAUGGGCUCAGGAAGCGUUGGUGGUCAGUUUGACCGUUCCGGUGACUUGGAUCGAAGCUUCGGUGGAAAUUCAUUUGGAGGAGCUGGACCUGGAGGGCCUGGGAUUGGUGGAGGCAAUGUGAGGAAAGGAUGCCAGAUUUUUGUCAGAAACUUGCCAUUUGACUUCACCUGGAAGAUGCUGAAGGAUACCUUUAACACAUGUGGUAUGGUCCAGUAUGCUGAUAUUAAGAUGGAGAAUGGCAAGUCCAAGGGCUGUGGUGUGGUCCGCUUCGACAACCCCGAAACUGCUGAGUUCGCCUGUCGUACCAUGAAUGGCUACCGGCUGAAUGGAAGAGAGAUUGAUGUUAGAAUUGAUAGGAAUGCAUAACUUCCUUUUCAGAUCAGGCGUUUUUAAUCCCCACCACCAACCAUUUGGCGUCGUCUGAAGUGUUCUUUACUUUAUUUGGUUAUUUAGAUAUUUGUCACUGUGAAAAUGUUAUCAGUCAACAAUUUGUUACAGUGAACAUGUUGGAAAUGUCUUCUGAAACCUCACAGUUUAGUGACCAAAUGUUUUUUUAGACUUGUCUGAACGUUGAUUGCCUUUGAUCAGUAAUUUGAUUUGAUAAUAAAGCUGAAUAUUUCUG
Salarias fasciatus (jewelled blenny) is the source of this 2362-nucleotide messenger RNA. RefSeq names its product heterogeneous nuclear ribonucleoprotein M (gene hnrnpm). NCBI's taxonomy places the organism in Eukaryota, Metazoa, Chordata, Actinopteri, Blenniiformes, Blenniidae. Bases 1 to 2106 code for a protein of 701 amino acids. Gene Ontology annotation, cellular component: cytoplasm; nucleus; ribonucleoprotein complex. Gene Ontology annotation, molecular function: mRNA binding. The record is from RefSeq and is a predicted model, not a curated record. The transcript has 16 exons.